Molecule: messenger RNA, 1172 nt
Organism: Ctenocephalides felis (cat flea)
Lineage: Eukaryota; Metazoa; Arthropoda; Insecta; Siphonaptera; Pulicidae
Product: mitotic spindle assembly checkpoint protein MAD1-like
Exons: 11
Coding region: 6-1172 (388 amino acids)
Biological process (GO): mitotic spindle assembly checkpoint signaling; attachment of mitotic spindle microtubules to kinetochore
Cellular component (GO): nuclear envelope; mitotic spindle; kinetochore
Source: RefSeq, a predicted model, not a curated record
CUCAUAUGAAGUCACUACAGAAAAAAUUAACCACAAUUCCUGAAAUGGAAUCUGAGUUGAAACAAUAUCGCCAAGAAAUUUGUAUGUUAAGAGAAAAUGUUCAGAAUAAACUAAUAUUAGAGGAGCAAGUUCAUGACUUGAAUGUUAAAUUAUCUAGUGCAAAUAACAAACUGAAAGAUAUUGCUAAUAUUCAGGUUGACUUUGCUAGAGCUGACUCUUUGUUAAAAGAAUGGCAGGCUGUAUCGAGAAGUUUCAAUAGAGAGAAUUGUACACCAAAAGAUUUAAAACAAUAUAUAGAAGAGUUACAGAAAAAUGAAUUGGUAUUAACAGCUGAUAAAUUAAAAGUGCAAAGUAAUUUGAAAGCUGUUGAAAUCGAAUUAACAAAUGUUAAGCAAGAUAUGUCAAAAACUACAACACAAAUCACAGAUUUGAAAAAUUCAUUGAAGCAACAUCAAAAUAUUCUUCAUAGAGUUCAAAAAAAAUUACAACAAGUUGCAAAAGAGCGUGACUGUUAUCGUGGCUUAGUUGAUUCAUAUGACCAGGAUUUAACAAUUAUGAAUACAAACAGCAUGAACAACGCAGAAGUUUUAUUAAAAGAACGCAUUGCUGCAAUGGAGAAAAUUGUAGAAGGUUAUAAAGAGCAAGUGGAAUCAUUAGAAAGGAAUUGCAAUCAGCUGUUCCGCAAGCAGCACCCACCAGCAUUUGUUGACCAAUUAGCACGAAUGCAAGAAGAAAAUUCAAAGCUUAUGAAAGAGAACGAUAGAUUAACAAAGAGAUGUGAUGAGUGUGAACAGUUACUAGAAAAAUUCCAUCAAAAUAGAAGUGUUACAAGCACAACAAAUGAAAAGAUCUUACAUUUCACACUAAAUCCUGCAACUAACAGCCAGAAGGAAUAUAAAGAAGAUGUAAAGCAAUUGCAGACAGAGAUUGAAAGAUUAAAAAAGAAGAUAAAGAAUUGGAAGAAGGAGCUACAGAUAUUAAUAUCUUUCUAUUGUCCAGCAAAUCCUUCUUAUGAUAUUGAUAGAAUAACUCCAUAUUUACGUACCUUGGAUGAUCAUGUGAAUACUUAUUUGAGGCAGUAUGGUUCAAUUCCAGCAUUUCUUAGCGCUCUGACCUUAGAUUUAGUAAAAAGGACCACAGUCAUGGAAACAACUAAUACUAUUCAACUGUAA